This is a messenger RNA of Racocetra persica, 151 nucleotides long. NCBI's taxonomy places the organism in Eukaryota, Fungi, Glomeromycota, Glomeromycetes, Diversisporales, Gigasporaceae. The record is from the annotation of a GenBank genome assembly.
GAGGUUUUCAUUGUACAAGGCAGUAAUGAACAAUUGAUUCCUGUUAAAAAUGUUUUAGAUCCUGCAUAUCAUGUUAGAAAAGAAGCACUAUGCAAAAAAUGUAUCAAAGAUGCACAAGAGGAUAAUCAAACUAAAAAAAUCAAAAUCAAAA